AACUCCAGGUCGGCCCCGGCCGAGGGGCGGGUGAGAGGGAAGUGGGCGGGAGCGCGGGUACAGUCGCUGGAGUGGCCGGCGGCCGCGGGGCGCAGGGCCUGGUGGGAGCCCCCGCGGGCCCGGCCGGGAUGAGCUAUGGCAUCGGUCAAGGUGGCCGUGAGAGUCCGGCCCAUGAAUCGCAGGGAAAAGGACCUGGAGGCGAAGUUUAUCAUUCAAAUGGAGAAAAGCAAAACGACCAUCACAAACUUAAAGAUACCAGAAGGAGGAAGUGGGGAUUCGGGCCGAGAACGGACCAAGACCUUCACCUAUGACUUCUCUUUCUACUCUGCUGACACAAAGAGUCCAGAUUAUGUUUCACAAGAAAUGGUUUUCAAAACUCUGGGCACAGAUGUUGUGAAAUCUGCAUUUGAAGGUUAUAAUGCUUGUGUCUUUGCAUAUGGGCAAACUGGAUCCGGAAAGUCCUACACUAUGAUGGGAAAUUCUGGCGAUUCUGGCUUAAUACCUCGGAUCUGUGAAGCGCUCUUCAGUCGAAUAAAUGAAACCACCAGAUGGGAUGAAGCCUCCUUCAGGACAGAAGUCAGCUACUUAGAAAUUUAUAACGAACGUGUGAGAGACCUGCUUAGGCGGAAGUCAUCUAAAACCUUCAACUUAAGAGUACGUGAGCAUCCCAAAGAAGGACCUUAUGUUGAAGAUUUAUCCAAGCAUCUGGUCCAGAACUACAGUGAUGUGGAAGAACUCAUGGACGCAGGGAAUAUCAAUCGCACCACUGCAGCCACCGGGAUGAACGAUGUCAGUAGCAGGUCUCAUGCCAUCUUCACCAUCAAGUUCACUCAGGCAAAAUUCGACGCUGAAAUGCCAUGUGAAACCGUGAGCAAGAUCCACCUUGUCGAUCUUGCCGGAAGUGAGCGUGCAGAUGCCACCGGUGCCACUGGGGUCAGACUCAAGGAAGGGGGCAAUAUAAACAAGUCCCUUGUGACUCUGGGAAAUGUCAUUUCUGCCUUAGCUGAUUUAUCUCAGGAUGCAGCCAAUCCUCUUGUGAAGAAGAGACAAGUUUUUGUGCCUUACCGGGAUUCAGUUUUGACUUGGCUGUUGAAAGAUAGCCUUGGAGGGAACUCUAAAACCAUCAUGAUUGCUACCAUUUCACCUGCUGAUGUCAAUUAUGGAGAAACCCUAAGUACCCUUCGCUAUGCAAAUAGAGCCAAAAACAUCAUCAACAAGCCUACCAUUAAUGAGGAUGCCAACGUCAAACUCAUCCGCGAGCUGCGAGCUGAAAUAGCCAGGCUGAAAACCCUGCUCGCUCAAGGGAAUCAGAUUGCUCUCCUGGACUCCCCUACAGCUUUAAGUAUGGAGGAGAAGCUGCACCAGAAUGAAGCAAGAGUCCAAGAACUGACUAAGGAAUGGACAAACAAGUGGAAUGAAACCCAGAAUAUUUUGAAAGAGCAAACCUUAGCCCUCAGGAAAGAGGGGAUUGGUGUGGUUCUGGACAGCGAGCUGCCUCACUUGAUUGGCAUUGAUGAUGACCUUCUGAGUACCGGCAUCAUCCUGUAUCACUUGAAGGAAGGUCAGACUUACGUUGGCAGAGAAGAUGCUGCAACAGAGCAAGAUAUUGUCCUUCAUGGCCUUGACCUGGAGAGUGAGCACUGUGUCUUUGAGAAUGCCGGGGGAACAGUGACUCUGAUACCCCUGAGCGGGUCCCAGUGCUCUGUGAAUGGUGUCCAGAUUGGGGAUGCCACACAGCUAAAUCAAGGUGCUGUGAUACUCUUGGGAAGAACCAACAUGUUCCGCUUCAACCAUCCCAAGGAAGCCGCCAAGCUCAGGGAGAAGAGGAAGAGUGGCCUCCUGUCCUCCUUCAGCUUGUCAAUGACCGACCUCUCAAAGUCCUGUGAGAACCUGUCUGCAGUCAUGUUGUAUAACCCUGGUCUUUUCCCUAUAAAAGGACCCAUCUGUCUAAGACUUGAAUUUGAGAGACAGCAGCGUGAAGAACUUGAAAAGCUAGAAAGUAAAAGGAAACUCAUCGAGGAGAUGGAGGAAAAGCAGAAGUCGGACAAAGCAGAGCUGGAGCGAAUGCAGCAGGAGGUGGAGACCAGGCGGAAGGAGACAGAGCUGGUGCAGCGGCAGAUCCUCAAGCAGGAGGAAAGCCUCAAACGCCGGAGCUUCCACAUUGAAAACAAGCUCAAGGACCUGCUGGCUGAGAAGGAAAGGUUUGAGGAAGCGCGGCUCCGGGAGCAACAGGGACUUGAGCAGCAGAGGAGGCAGGAGGAAGAGAGCUUCUCCCGCAUCCGGGAGGAGCUUCGCAGGCUCCAAGAGCUCAACAGCCAUGAGCAGGCCGAGAAGGUUCAGAUAUUUCAGGAACUGGACCGGCUGCACCGAGAGCAAGAUGCCCAGAGUGCCAAGCUGCAGCUGGAGAAAAGGCGGCUGGAGGAGCAAGAGAAGGAGCAGGUGCUUCGGGUGGCACACCUGGAGGAGCAGCUGCGGGAGCGGCAGGACACUGUGCCGCUGCUGUGUCCUGGGGAGGUCCAGCGGGCCCAGGAGGAAAAGAGGGAACUAGAAGGCAUCCGAGAAGCCCUGCUGCAGGCCAAAAGGUCUGGAGCAGAGAGGGGCCUUACCUGCGGGGACGAACUGGACCGGGCUCAGCUGUGCUUCUUAGAGUUCAAGAGACGGCAGCUUGUGAAGCUGGCAGACCUGGAAAAGGACCUAGUCCAGCAGAGAGACCUCCUAAGCACAGAAGUCCAGGAAGAGAAAGGAGCCCUGGAGCACAUGUACCGUGAGACCUGCGAGGAACCUGGCUUGUUGGCAACAGAUGAAGGCAGCUUUCUCUGUGGGCCUCCAGAUCUAGACAGAGUAAAGGCUGCGGAGUCCAGGGUGCAGAGCAAAGAGCACCAGCUCCGGCAGCUUCUGCAGAGUCAUUUGCCAGCUCUGCUGCAGGAGAAGCAGAGCGCUCUUGACAUCCUUGACAGGGGCACUCUGGGCUUAGACAACACUCUCUACCAAGUAGAGAAAGAAAUGGCAGAAAAAGAAGAGCAGAUCUUCCAGUACCAGGCUAGUGCUAGCCAGCUGCAGCAGCUCCGGGCUAGCUUGGAGUUCACAGCUAAUGUGGCCAGACAGGAAGAGAAGGUGAGAAAAAAGGAAAAGGAGAUUCUGGAGUCCCGGGAGAAGCAGCAGAGAGAGGCAAUGGAGCAGGCCGUGGCCAAGCUGGAGCAGAGGCACUCUGCCCUGCAGAGGCGCGCCGCCCUGGACCUGGACAUCGAGGAGCAGCGGCAGAAACUUGAGGAGUGCUCAGGGCUCAGCGGGUGCCCAGGGCUGCUGGCCAGUCUGGAGGCCAAUCCAGAGACACUGGAGGAGGACCCUGCAAGAAUCAGUGCUUACAUUGAGGAAGAAGUCCAAAGACGCCUUCAUGAUUUGCACCGGGCAAUUGGUGACACCAGCCAUGCAUCUGCUGAUGUGAUGAAGAGUAACGAGGAACUUCACAAUGGCACCACUCAACGGAAGCUGAAGUAUGAGAAAAGGCAGCCUUGCUCUGCACGGUGUGUUAUUCCACCUCUGCCCAAAGAUGCCACUGAUUCUUCCAGUGUCCUUCGAGAAGAGACUGAGGUGUGUCUGAGCAGCCACUGGAGCCAUCCCACGUCACAGAGUACCUCACUGCCCACAGCUCCCUCCAUGGCCCCCCAAGAGAAAAUGAUUGGGUCCUCAGGGCCUGAGGUGCUGAAGAAUAUUGGUGACAGCUCUGGCCACCUUGAACCACCGCCUGCAAUCACUUUCCUUAACAGAAGGAACACUAGAGGUGGCCAGACCUCUCAGGGCCAAUCAGAAAAUGGCAGUGGGCUGAUAACUCAGGAAGAGAAACAAAGCUGGGGAAUCGAGUCCAGCUGGACAUUGCUGCAACACAUGUCCCAGCAAGUGCCAGUAAACAGAGGAAACCAGCAAGCGAUGCAAAGCAGGGUGCUGUGCUUUGUUCUCUCUGAAAGCAUUUCUCAAAAGGAGCAUCCCACUGGCAGCUCUCCUCAGAGCACAUCAGCUUCCACAUUGUGUGGUGAGCAACAAAAUGAGAAAGAGUCAGAUGCUGAAAACACUAGCUUUCUAGCUCCGCUAGUCGGUAUCAGGUCAGAAGCAAAGAAGCGACUGGGAUAUUUUUACCACAAAUUCUCAGACCUGUAUAAAGACACCAGUGACCACCUGAUCCAGGCUGGGACAAAAGUAAUGAACCAAGCCAAGCAAGCUGGGAAUGUGUGUGACCCAGGCAGGCUGGCCUCCCAUGCGACAACCUUCAUUAGAGCUCUGCCAUUAUUGGAGCACCUGCCCUUGAGGUCACUCAUGGCCUUGUCAGGUCCUCCUCUUCUUCCUGAGACUCAGAUUGGUAGCUUUAACAGUGAAGACAGAGGGAGCCCAAGGCCAUCCAAGAGCACAGCACCGUACACAGAGUUGGCCUUCACAUCCACAGGCUCACCAAAUUCCUGGCCAAAUUCAGUUUUCUGUCUUGAUUAUGAAGAUCCCCGGAAGAUCACUGCAUUUAAGCAGACCCUUGUAUCAUUCCCAGAGCAAAUGUUGAGGCUUCAAGAAUACCCUCUUGCGAACCUCCUUGAGCAUGUGAUGUGUUCCCUGCCGGAGCCUGUGGACAUAGUGAAGGCAGUCAAAGGCAUUUAUUGGCUUGCAGUUGCUAACUGUGCCCAACCUGACCCGCAGGCUGCAUGCUUGUUCCUGCUGCCUUCAGCCCUGUAUGCUCUGGUCUUGCUGGAUAAGUGCCCAGGCGCCAUGAGCAUCUUCCAUGUUCUCCCUCUCUCCGCACUGCAGGAGAUUCAGGUCGGCUUUGGUGGGCAGAGCAUUCGAUUACUGGGCUCCACCCAGGACCACCUGCUUACUGUGCUCACUUACAACAAAAGCCUCUCUCAACAGCUCUGCCAGGACCUCCUGGGUAUGCUCAUGGCUGGGCCUGAAGCUGCCACCUACACAAGUCACCCUUUGCUCCAGGAGGAUCUGGUUCAGCUCUCUCUUGAUUUGAAAGCAGAAAUCCCUGUUUUAGCUUUGGCAAAUGGUAUUCACUUGUCAUCCAGUUUCCAGACAACCUUGGUGGAUGUGGUUUACUUUCUUCAUGGCAAUAUGGAGGCUAGUGUCCCUUCUCUGGCUGAAGUUCAGUUACUGCUCUACACCACAGUCAGACUGGAGAGUGAAGCCGCUGGUGCUCCCUGCCAGUCCUUCGUCCUUCUCAACACGCAUAUGGCACUCUUGAGGGAGGAUCACGUGUUUUACCCCUACACUGGUUCUCUAAACACACUUCCUCCCCGUGGGCGAUUUGAUGUGCUCACGUGCCAAGCUCUCAGUGAAUUCAGAUGUGUCAUUGUUCCAGAGAAGGACAAUGUAUCAACAGUAGAGCUGGUCUUCUUAAGGAAGCAUGGGCUUCCCUUGAACACAGGAAGUGGUCUAUCUGAGCAGUGUCAGGUUGCCUCAAGCGCCCAGAUGCUCACCCCACUGUGUCCUCAGGAUGGGCAGAAUCGAGCACUUGAUGUCUGGAAACUCACUUUCAAUUCCCAGGAUGAGGCUCGUUGGCUAAUCUCCUACUUGACAAGACUCUAGGGAAGAGACUUGAAGAUGCAGGGCACAUUCUUUUAGGCCUUUAAUGAAAUGAAAAUAGUCAAGAAAAUAUGAAUAUCUCACUGUAGUUAAUCAAAUGGGAAUGAAGCAGGACGCUAAAACUGAAAGUGUAAAUAUUUUGAAUAAAGCAAAGUGAAAAUAGCUGAUAGCAGAGAACUGGAAAAAUAUCUGUAUUGCCACCUGCUUCAUUGUCUUGAAACUCCAAUUGUAAAUUUGGAUCUACCCAAUUAUCAGUAAAGUGAUGAAAGCAUUCUGACUGCUUGGCUUAGUGUCUGUUUAUGGUGUGGUGGCUUGGAAUCUGGUGGUGCCUGCUGGCAUCCGGUGGACUAAUUUGUGCUGACUGGAAAGGUGCCCAAUCUGGCAGUGACCUUCAUCGACACUCCAUGCCAGCCAAGAGUAGCACAGCUGUGCAGCAGAGCACAUCGCUGCUUCCUAUAACUUCCCCAACCCAUCUCCCACAAGUGCCUUUUACCACAGUCUUCUUCUUUCACUGAACUUUUGUAUUUUUAUCCUGGAAGGGCUCUUUGUCUUGUUGUGACAUUUUUAUGGCGUAUCUCUGCUGUCCUGUCAAAUAUAUGGUUGCCUUGGGUGACAUUCAGCACACUGCUCUGUCUUCCAUCCUUUCUGCCCCCUGACUAGCCAUGACUCAGGUCCUCUAAGCCUGAGGUGAGUUGGCAACCGUCCACCCUUGCUUCACUCUUCAUUUACUUCCAUGUGCCAAUCCUAUGAGCAGUCAGAAAACACAUUUUAAGUUAAUGUAUGCCAUCCAGUUACUCUGCCAUUGCUCUCCUUUCUCUUGGAUGCACGUCCACUAAAUUCCAAAGUCUCAGA
This is a messenger RNA of Acomys russatus (golden spiny mouse), 6417 nucleotides long. It is a transcript of the gene Kif16b, whose product is annotated as kinesin family member 16B. Gene Ontology annotation, molecular function: phosphatidylinositol binding; microtubule motor activity; microtubule binding. Lineage: Eukaryota; Metazoa; Chordata; Mammalia; Rodentia; Muridae. The record is from RefSeq and is a predicted model, not a curated record. The transcript has 23 exons. Bases 136 to 5568 code for a protein of 1810 amino acids. Gene Ontology annotation, biological process: microtubule-based movement.